AUGCUUCUCCCGACCCGGUCGCGACUUAGCUCGUCCCUUCAAGCACUGAAUCGAAAAUAUCGCAGCCAUGGAGGAGCUGCCAGCCCUGCACGCGCGGAAGAGCCCCUACUUGGUCGCUUGAGUGAGGUUGUUCGACAUACCUGGUAUCUAGGAUUUACGUCCUUCGGGGGACCGCCGGUUCAUUUCCAGAUCUUGCAUGCGCGAUUCGUCGAAAGGGAGAAAUGGGUUGAUGAGCAGACGUACCAAGAACUCUUCGCCAUAUGUCAGGGUCUUCCUGGACCGGGGUCUACAAAGAUGUUAUUCUGCUUGGUGUUGCUUCAUGCUGGGUUCAUCCCGGCCUUGCUUGCAUUUGUCCUUUGGUGUCUCCCCGGCGCAAUCGGCAUGUAUGCCCUCUCUCUCGGCGUGCAACAGAUUGACGAAACACUUCCCGCACCAGUCUACGCUCUUCUUUCCGGCUUGAAUGCCUCAACCGUAGGCAUUAUCGCCCUUGCUGCUGUCCAGCUAGCCGAAAAGGCAAUCCGCGAUAAGAUUUCCCGGAUCUUGGUAAUCUUCGGCGCAUGUGCUGGCCUCUGCUAUAGCGCGCUUUGGUAUUUCCCUAUUCUCAUGGUUGCUGGCGGUGUUGCUACUGCGCUGUGGGAUGGGUGGGUGUAUCAACAAAUUCUGAGGGUGAAGAUUGCGUGGAAGAAUAGGAACCGACAGACCGAGCCGGAGGGCGAUGCCCCUGGAUCUGCAGGUUGUGAGCGUUCGUCUGAGAGAAAUUCAGGACAGGGGGCCGGGACGGAGAUGCUACGGAUGAGGAAGUCCGGUACAGAGGCUUUCCCGCCAAACUUGAAUGAUACCCAGGCAGAAGAAAGGGAUGCGCAUCCCGCACAGGACCAUGUAAUCCGUAUCCGUGUUGGGGCUGCAAUUUUCAUUUUCUUCUUUAAAACCACAGCUUCCUUUAUCGCUAUCCUUGUUUCAAGAGCCAAAAUUUCGGCACCCCCUCUAGCCCUCGACCUCUUCGCAAACAUGUACUUAGCCGGUACUGUGAUCUUCGGCGGCGGCCCUGUUGUUAUCCCCUUGCUCCGGUCAUACGUUGUGGACCCAGGCUGGGUUUCCAGUCGAGACUUCCUAAUCGGCCUUGCGAUAAUCCAGGCCUUCCCCGGCCCAAACUUCAACUUUGCCGUCUUUCUCGGUGCACUCGCCCUCCGAACCACAUCCUACCCGACAAUCUUCGGUGCAUUCCUCGGUGGGUUAGGGAUUUUCUUCCCUGGAAUCACCCUCGCCGUCGCGAUCCAGUCCUUCUGGCGUAUUCUGCGGAAACAGAAGUAUAUAGUUGAUUUUCUCCGCGGUGUGAAUGCAUCAGCUGUAGGAUUAGUCUUUACUGCUGUGUACCGGCUUUGGGAAAUUGGAUAUUUGACUCCGCAGGAUCGUGAUGGUCAGAGUCUGGCGAAAGAGCCCUGGUGGGUUGUUGUUGCUGCUGUUACUUACGCUGAGACUAUGACUUCGGAAAUCCAUCUUGUCCGCCAUGCGGAAUCUAUCCACAAUGUCACCAAAGACUUCUCUCAACUUGACCCCGGCCUGACACCCCUUGGUUUUGAGCAAGCCACACAGCUCACCCGAACGUUCCCUCAUGCUUCACAGGUGGGCAUAAUCCUCACCUCUCCACUACGGCGCACCAUCCAAACCACGCUCGCUGCUUUCCCACACGUUCUCGAUAAACGCUACUUCGACCAAGACUCUGGCCAUGGUAUUAUAAAUGGUGCGACCCCCAUCUUGGACCCAGAUUUGCAGGAACGGAGUGCGCUUCCCUGCGACACUGGAUCCGCAUCCCAGGACCUGGAGAUGGCUUUUCCGAGACUAGACGUGAAAGAUUUAGCCGAAGGUUGGCAAGUGAAGGAGGGUCGUUAUUCCCCAGAAGAUGAGGCAGUGAAGGAGCGGGCGAAGAGAGUGAGAUCUCACGUCGCGAAACUCUCUGAUCAGUUAAAGUAUGAACAAAGGAAACACAUCGUGAUUGUGACGCAUGGUGUUUUCAUGAAAUAUUUGUCUGAAAAUGCAGAGAUUGAUCUACAAAAGGCGGGCUGGAAGAGCUACACACUUGAAAAACAUGGCUCUGGUAUUUCUAUGUGUGAGAAAUAG
Messenger RNA from Aspergillus thermomutatus, 2118 nucleotides. RefSeq lists its product as uncharacterized. Gene Ontology annotation, biological process: chromate transport. The record is from RefSeq and is a predicted model, not a curated record. The transcript has 5 exons. Lineage: Eukaryota; Fungi; Ascomycota; Eurotiomycetes; Eurotiales; Aspergillaceae. Gene Ontology annotation, molecular function: chromate transmembrane transporter activity. Bases 1 to 2118 code for a protein of 705 amino acids.